This is a messenger RNA of Elaeis guineensis (African oil palm), 1791 nucleotides long. RefSeq lists its product as uncharacterized. The record is from RefSeq and is a predicted model, not a curated record. Lineage: Eukaryota; Viridiplantae; Streptophyta; Magnoliopsida; Arecales; Arecaceae. Gene Ontology annotation, molecular function: nucleic acid binding.
UCUAGUCAUCAUAACCUCUCGUAUAUUAUUCUUCCAGAGCCUCGGUCGUCAUCGCCUUGCUCUUUGUCCCCAUUCUCUCUGCUCCCCAUCCUUGCCGACCUUUGGCCUUCAUGGCCUCUUUGAACCCAAACGCGCCAGUCUACAUCCCGUCUCUCCACCUCCUUUCGUUGGAGAGCUACUAUUCUCCUCCUCUUUCUCAGCACCCUUCUCUUUUGUCUCCCUUGUGUUUCCAGGACAACCAAAUUCCAUACCAGAACAACGCCCUCUAUACCUCUUCUCCUUCUCCUUACAUACAUGACCUUUGCUACUAUCUUUACCCUCAGGCUUCUUUCAUUUGUUGCUAUAGAAAGGAGUUUCCUUACUUUCAUAUCCCCCAACCUUGCCCUCCGAGGUCCCUCCCUCACCCUCUCCCACCUUCUGGUCUCCAGCAGUCACGAGCUUCUCUAUCUCUCUUAAGCGAGGAGGGCGAGGAGAAAGAGAAGCUCGAGGACCAUGUUGUCUCCGUGACCCAAGGGAAGCAAGAAGUGGAAGAGAAAGUGGUAAGAAAGAAGGUCUGCAAGGGUGUGAAGGGUACAAAGGGGUUCAGGGUGUUUGCGAGUGAUUCUUUCACGGGGAAGAGAGUGUAUGUGCCGAAGCCCCCGCGUUGCCAAGGGCGACUUCCGCCGUUGCCCCAGAGGAGGAUGCUAACCGGCGACUACGAGUUCAAGGCGGAACCCGGGGCUGGAGAUUUAAUCAGUGAUGCGAAGACCACAGUCAUGAUAAAGAAUCUCCCCAACAGGUUCACCGUGGAGAAGCUCCUGGAGAUACUCGAUAAGCAUUGCUUACAAGAGAACGAGAAGUUUCUCUCUUUAGGAGGAGAGAAGAAAGCUUGUGAUGGGGUGGUGAAGUUGGGAGACGGGGAGGCAGCUACAACCCUCUCGGAGUUCGACUUCUUGUAUCUACCAAUAGAUUUCAGGAGCGGCAGUAACUUGGGCUACGCCUUCGUAAACUUCACGAACUCAACUGCAGCCUGGAGGCUGCACGACUAUCUGCACAAGUUUGAAUGGAAAUGCUUCGGAUCACGCAAGAUAUGCGAGGUUACCUACGCCAGGAUUCAGGGUUUGCAGGAGCUCAAGCAUCAUUUUACAAAUUCUGUUUUUCUUUGCGAUCGGGAUCAGUAUCUUCCGAUGUGCUUCCAGCCAUCCCGCAAUGGUUUCAACCAACCAGAGCCUGCAUAUGUGGGUAGGCGGCUGGAUGCUGCAUCAAAAGUUACGAAAUGACGAGGGUGAGGAAGAAAUCAGCAUGGUGAUGCACUGUCUAUCUAUCUAUCUAUCCGUCUAUGAUCUGUGUGCGCUGUAUGUACAUGGAUGGAUAGAAAGGCAGAUAGAUAGCUUAUGGUAUUGAAUGCAACACUAGCAGUACUUUUUAUGACCUGUUUGUAAUCUCAAGUUUGACUUUUCUUUUAUCUUGUGUAAGAUGAAAAGAGUAAGCGUAGAACUGCCCGUGUCUUUAGCUUCCGGAUUCUGUUGGUAUAUUGUUCCGGUUUCUGCUGGUUUAUUAUUGUUCUCUCUUCCGAUGUUCUCUCGGGUGUAUGUAUGUGUUUAAAAGAAAUGCGAGGAGGUGAGGGUAGAAAAGAAUGAUGGUUUGGAAAAGAAACCGGUCAGUGGGGAUGGUACGCUUGGACAUUCCUUUGAUGGAUUGGAGAGUACCUGGCCUUUCGAUCCUGCUGCGCACUGCCGUACAAGAAAAGGAUGGAGAGAAGGAAAGGGUGAUAAGAAUGAGCAAAGCUACAAGAAAGCGUGGAUUUUGAGA